Diospyros lotus (date-plum) is the source of this 2210-nucleotide messenger RNA. Its product is annotated as DEAD-box ATP-dependent RNA helicase 8. The transcript is spliced from 10 exons. Gene Ontology annotation, biological process: cytoplasmic stress granule assembly; P-body assembly. Gene Ontology annotation, cellular component: P-body; cytoplasmic stress granule. The record is from RefSeq and is a predicted model, not a curated record. The coding region runs from base 221 to 1681 and encodes 486 amino acids. Gene Ontology annotation, molecular function: ATP binding; mRNA binding; RNA helicase activity. NCBI's taxonomy places the organism in Eukaryota, Viridiplantae, Streptophyta, Magnoliopsida, Ericales, Ebenaceae.
AAACGUCGGCGUGUCUCCAUUUUCGCUUGUCACACACUCGCUGUCUCUCCCUCGCUCUGUCUCUCUCCCCCCCCUCUCUUUCUCCCUCUCUGAUCACUUGGUUUCUGCUUUGAAUCACCGAAAUCCCUUGGCCAUAUCCGAUCCGUACAGAUUCAGAAGGGUUAGGGUUUUGGCUCGAGAAAUUCGAUCAAGUUGCUAGGGUUUUGGCGUGAUCAUUGGGAUGAAUCCGCGAGGACGGUAUCCGCCGGGGAUCGGCGGCCUUGGUGGCCGCGGGGGAGGCGGCAGUGCCAGCCCUAAUUUUCAGGCGAGGAACCCUCACCAGCAACAGUACGUGCAAAGGAGUCCAAUGCAGAACCAUCAGCUGUUUCAGAGCCAGCAACAGCAGCAGUGGCUGAGGAGGAACCAAUUAGGGGGCGAGUCGAGCAUUGAUGAGGUCGAAAAGACCGUACAGUCGGAGGCUGUUGACUCAAGUUCACAAGAUUGGAAGGCACGGUUGAAGGCUCCUCCACCUGAUACUCGGUACAGAACUGAGGAUGUGACAGCCACUAAAGGCAAUGAGUUUGAAGACUAUUUUCUUAAGCGUGAGCUACUGAUGGGCAUAUAUGAGAAAGGGUUUGAAAGACCAUCUCCUAUUCAAGAGGAAAGCAUUCCGAUUGCAUUAACAGGGAGCGAUAUUCUUGCCAGGGCUAAAAACGGAACUGGAAAAACUGCUGCCUUUUGUAUUCCUGCUUUGGAAAAAAUUGAUCAAGAUAACAAUGUUAUCCAAGUUGUUAUACUUGUUCCAACUCGAGAAUUGGCUCUACAAACAUCCCAAGUCUGUAAGGAGCUUGGAAAGCACCUCAAAAUUCAAGUCAUGGUUACCACUGGUGGAACAAGCUUAAAAGAUGACAUAAUGCGUUUGUAUCAACCAGUUCACUUACUUGUCGGAACUCCUGGAAGAAUACUAGAUCUUGCUAAAAAAGGUGUUUGUGUUUUGAAAGAUUGCUCAAUGCUCAUCAUGGAUGAGGCUGAUAAGCUAUUGUCUCCAGAAUUCCAACCUUCAGUGGAGCAGUUGAUUCGCUUUCUAACUCCAAAUCGUCAAAUAUUGAUGUUUUCAGCCACAUUUCCUGUUACUGUUAAGGAUUUUAAGGAUAGAUAUCUACCGAAGCCCUAUAUUAUUAACCUUAUGGAUGAGCUUACUCUCAAGGGUAUAACACAAUUUUAUGCUUUUGUUGAAGAGAGGCAGAAAGUCCACUGUCUAAACACUCUGUUCUCAAAGCUCCAAAUCAACCAAUCAAUCAUUUUCUGUAAUUCGGUGAACCGGGUAGAAUUGCUGGCUAAGAAGAUCACAGAGCUUGGGUAUUCUUGCUUCUAUAUUCACGCAAAGAUGCUUCAAGAUCAUCGGAACAGAGUAUUUCAUGAUUUCCGUAAUGGUGCAUGCAGGAAUCUUGUUUGCACGGAUCUGUUUACAAGGGGGAUAGACAUUCAAGCAGUUAAUGUCGUGAUUAAUUUUGAUUUCCCCAAGAAUUCAGAAACUUAUUUACAUAGGGUUGGCCGAUCAGGGAGAUUUGGACACCUUGGAUUAGCAGUGAAUUUGAUCACUUAUGAGGACCGUUUCAAUUUGUAUAGGAUUGAGCAAGAACUUGGCACUGAGAUAAAGCAAAUUCCUCCUCACAUUGACCAGGCUAUUUACUGCCAGUGACCUGUGUUAGUUGUCUACCCUUUAGUCAUUGGCAAUAAUUGUCUUAUUCUAGGAUCAACGGUGCUGGUGAUUGAAGAUCUUAUAUAACAACUGAACUGAAUGGUGCAUUCUGGAAGUAGUGCGAGUUUGGGGAAGACUUUGUUUGUUCUGACAGAUGCACAUAGUCCUUGGUGUGCUUUCCUUGUAUUUCUGGCUUUCUGUAGUCCUGAAACUUACACGGGACCCAGAUAACUCUAGGGUGACAUAUUACCCAGCCUUAUUCUGGGAUCUCUUGACAAUUGCCUCUACUUUGUAAACCAUCUCAUCUGGUAACACUUCCACGUAGUUUGCUCGUCAGAGUGGGAAGUCCAUGCCCUUGGGCGCUGUCGGAGUUUCAUUUCUCUAUAUUUUGAUAAAUUGAAGUUUCAACUGUUGUCUCAUCUUGCUCUCCCCUAUCUCUCUCUCUCUUUUUUCGGCACAGUUUCUGUCAACAUGUUUAACGAAAGAUUGUCUCCCUUUGUGACAAACUAGUAGCCGAUGGUGUUUUUUA